Magallana angulata is the source of this 858-nucleotide messenger RNA. RefSeq names its product equistatin-like. Lineage: Eukaryota; Metazoa; Mollusca; Bivalvia; Ostreida; Ostreidae. The transcript is spliced from 6 exons. Bases 96 to 794 code for a protein of 232 amino acids. The record is from RefSeq and is a predicted model, not a curated record.
ACUGGGAAAUUUGGCAAAGAUAAGACGCGUCCCAGUUCAUCGAGUUAUAAAGCCAGUUUUAAGACAAGUAACUGAAAGUUUUCUGUACUGUUGAUAUGAAGGUAUUUCUGUUUUUCCUGUCCGCCGUGUGCGGAAUCCAGGCAUUCAUUGUCUGCCCACCCGAUGCCUGCGCGACUGUCCGCUGCGCCGCCGUGACUGCUGAGAACUGUGAUGGCGUCGUGAAACAAAAUGGCGGGUUUUGCGGAUGCUGUGACUCCUGCGUCAGCUACCUAGCUGAGGGAGAAUCCUGCCUCGCCACCCUUUUCCUCGGCAUGCCCUCCACCGCCGACUGUGGUCCAGGGCUUCACUGUAACAUGCACACACACAAGUGUGUCGCCAAUACCAACAAGAGAACGCUGAACCCUUGCGCCCAGGAGUUGGCUACUUUGACGGCCACACAGAAUGGCCUCCCCUUGCUCGGCGCUCACAAGCCUCUGUGUGACGUAGAUGGAUACUAUCAACCCAAGCAGUGCGCAGGCUCACAAUGUUACUGUGUGUCCAAGGAAGGUCAUCAGAUCGAGGGGUACACUGCCAACGUGUGGGAAGCUCAACACAUGACCUGCCAGUGUGCACGUGACCAGUAUGAAUACAUGCAGACUGGUUUGAUUGGUCGCCUGUUUUACUGUACCGGUAACGGUAGCUACCAGAACUACCAGUGUAUGGGCGAUGUUUGCCGGUGCACGGACGCUGAUGGAAACGUGGUCGCUAACUCUCACUCUGUCAGCAUCGGACAGAUUGAUACCCUCAAAUGUUAAACGUACUCGAGGGUAUCAGCAACAACUGAGCGAAAUCCAUUUGUUAUAAACCGUUUCUGAUUUC